UGCGCCUCCUACAAACUCAAACUUCAAUUACUCUCUCUUCUCUUAACUCUAAAAAAACCUAAAAACUCUACACUCUACGCUACACCCACCACCACCACACGCCUUCACCGCCGCGACGCCGCCUUAGACACUUCAUCACAGACUCACAGACGCACCGCUGCUGCUCAUUACCUGCUGUGGCUGCUCACAGUCCCUCCUUACAAAAACCCUAAAAUCAAAAUUUUGAACUUUUAGGCUUAAAGAAUCACCGUUUACAACAUAACUAUUACAAAUGGAAACUCAAAACCUUACGCAAAGGAGUACUACUACUACGCCAGAUGAACCCAUCAUCACCAACGGCGGUGAUGCUGCCACCACCUCCGAUUAUGGAGGAGGUAAAAGAGAGCGGCAGAGAAGAAUGAUAAUGGCUAAACGCGGUAUUAAGUCAUUGGCUGUAGCACUUUCUGUUCCCUUGAUUCUCAAUCUUACCAACAUUUACAUGUUUGGUGCUAAUGACAAUUACAAGAUGUCCAACCGUCCUAAUUGGGUGCCUCCAAUAUGGGUUUUGCACAUGGCUUGCUUGGGCUCCGCAGCUGUUCUAGGCCUCUGUGGAUGGAUUGUAUGGGCUGAAGGUGGGUUUCAUAGAAAUCCCAAUGCAUUGGGUUUGUAUUUUGGUCAAUUUGGGCUUAGCCUACUCUGGGAUCCACUGGUGUUCAAGAUGGGGGCUAACUGGGCUGGUUUGGUGAUUGCCGUUGGAGUUUGUUGGGCAUUGUUUCGGUGCUACAAGGUUUUCCGGCAGGUGAAUGAAAUAGCGGCAGAUCUAGUUUUACCUUGUAUUGGCUGGGCUGCUCUUCUCGCUUUUAUUAGCCUCAAGUUUUUGUUGACCUGAACUCAGUUAAGAACGUAUGGGUUUGAUAUCAUUGUACAACUGUUCUCACUAUUGUAAAUAGCAACAAACUAGUGUUGGGUUUUGUAAUUUUGUGGUUUGAAAUAAAUAUGAAUAGAAAGGUUU
Amaranthus tricolor (Joseph's coat) is the source of this 991-nucleotide messenger RNA. RefSeq names its product translocator protein homolog. The record is from RefSeq and is a predicted model, not a curated record. The coding region runs from base 272 to 868 and encodes 198 amino acids. The transcript is spliced from 2 exons. Gene Ontology annotation, cellular component: membrane. Lineage: Eukaryota; Viridiplantae; Streptophyta; Magnoliopsida; Caryophyllales; Amaranthaceae.